Amoebophrya sp. A25 is the source of this 224-nucleotide messenger RNA. The record is from the annotation of a GenBank genome assembly. Lineage: Eukaryota; Dinophyceae; Syndiniales; Amoebophryaceae.
GCUUUGAGUGUGAUGCUAAUAUGUGCAUUCGUAAAACUCAAGCGGAAAUUGCGAACGAGCUUCUGGGAUCGCAUCGAAAUCGUCUUCUACAGCAAAAUAUGGGUGAGGGAAAGACGAAGGUAAUCAUGCCUAUUAUGCUUGCAGCUGCAUCGUACGGACCUGACAACCGACUUGCUCGCGCAACCGUUCUUGCGUCACUAUUCUCUACAAACCUUGACGACUGG